Messenger RNA from Vicia faba (fava bean), 495 nucleotides. The record is from the annotation of a GenBank genome assembly. Lineage: Eukaryota; Viridiplantae; Streptophyta; Magnoliopsida; Fabales; Fabaceae.
AUGUCCCCGUUUGAGGCUCUUUACGAUCGAAAACCACCCACCAUUCUGGAAUACGCUAGGGGAUCUUCUAUACAAGUGUUGGACGAGUCCCUCACUUCUCGUGACGAAUUACUCCGCACUUUGAAGGAAAAUUUGACCGCUGCUCAAAACAGAAUGCAUCAGAAGGCCAAUGCACAUCAUCGCGACAUUACUCUCACUGUUGAUGAUUUGGUUCUAGUGCACCUCCACCCGUAUCACAAAACACCAGUCCGUCAACAUAGACAACACAAACUCUCUAAGAGGUUCUAUGGUCCUUAUACCAUGCUAGAGCGCAUUGGGACAAUAACAUACAAACUACAACUUCCUUCUGGUAGUCACAUUCACCUGGUCUUCUAUGCGUCAGCUCUUAAGCCGUUUCGUGGUACUGAUAAUGUGUCAGCAUGUGACUUACCCUUGGAAAGCUUUGAUAACCAAGCUAUUGAUCAACCACAUGAAAUUUUAGAUUGGCGUACUUAG